Molecule: messenger RNA, 1440 nt
Organism: Exserohilum turcica Et28A
Lineage: Eukaryota; Fungi; Ascomycota; Dothideomycetes; Pleosporales; Pleosporaceae
Exons: 3
Source: RefSeq, a predicted model, not a curated record
AUGGACGAAAAAGAAGAGAAAGAAAUCUCCCCAGCUACAGGUGAAGAGAUGAAAAAGCACGAGAAAUGGGGACGCAAGGGUCUCACCAAUGAGCAACAGGUCACAUACUGGAAACAGGUGAUAUACUGGAAUAAAGAACGAUUUACAGAAGCCAAAUGGAGAGAGGCUGUCCGUCGGAUAGCGCGAGCUGCGAAAGAAAACAAUGUUAUUGUGUUUGGCUGGCAUCCGCCGCCGCCUACACACUCGAUCAACACAUUGGGAGGACACCCGCUAUUCCCAUAUGGCUCUUCCUCGCUCACAUCGCUCACGAGCGCACACCCGCUACGACCAGCACAUCUGCCGCGCAUCGCUACAUCAUCAACAAUCUCACGACCGCGCUGGGAUGUCGUACAAUCCGGCCCCGUCACCCCAUUGUCCGCCACAUUAGGCCCAACCAAGAAUGCCUUUGCUGAAGGAGGAUUCUGGGCAUCGCUCUCGCCAAAGACACCCGCAACUGCGAUUCCUGCAGCAUCGACGCCCAUCCUCUGCGCCAACCGGCUGGCACUCGAUCGGCUGUCUCAUAGCGAAUACGAUGUCAUCCACCCGUCCAUGGUGAAGCCGAAAGAUGAGUUGUUGGCUGCAGAGCUGACUCUGGAAUCCCGCCAGCUCGACCUCUCGAAGCAUCUAGACCCAGACCUCCCCGCAAAGGUUGACCGAUUUGCUGAUGAUGAAGCAACAUGCGUCCGGUACUACAGCAUUAAAACCGCAGAGGAACUGGAGGACAUUGACACUUGGCUGCAAUUCAACGAGAGCACAGGCGAGUUGACCAACGUCCUUGAAGCACAGCGCGAUCUCUUCCGCAUGAACCGUGAUCGCCGCAAGACUAAAGACAUCGGACUUAGCGAGCAAGCAGUGCAGCUAGCGUGGGCGGCAAAGAUAGUCAGUGAUACAGAGUACAUUACUGCCAGCCGGGCAGAAGCCGAGAGUGUGGAUAGCGAUAGUGACGACGAAGGUUAUGAUUACAGUAACUUUGUGCGUAGUCUGCGCAGCAAGGCAAGUAGUAUUCUCGGCGAAGAUGUGGAACGGGAAGAGUACAGGGAGUCUGGCUCUGCGCGCUCGAGCGACUCGCCCAUGUUACCAAGCUACCUGGCAACUCGCACGCUGCCCCUACGAUCCCUCGACUCCAACACGCCCUCUUCCUCGUCGUCGACCUUCUUCCUCACACCCCCAGCUCCACCGCCCAAAAACAAAAUCUCGUCUUCCCACCGCAAAAACCUCAGCAUCAUCACACACGCACACAGUUCGGCCGUCUCAUCCACAGCCUCGGUAGCCAGCUCUGAGCCUCUCAGCCCCGAAGAGCGAGGCAUGCGACACCAGGGCCCCAGCAUGGACGAUCUGAAUACCUGGGCGGACGAGUUGAGGAAAAUGGAGAGGAAGAGGACCGAGAUGAGGCUGGUUGGU